This is a messenger RNA of Punctularia strigosozonata HHB-11173 SS5, 581 nucleotides long. RefSeq names its product peptidyl-tRNA hydrolase II. Bases 1 to 468 code for a protein of 155 amino acids. The transcript has 3 exons. The record is from RefSeq and is a predicted model, not a curated record. Gene Ontology annotation, molecular function: peptidyl-tRNA hydrolase activity. NCBI's taxonomy places the organism in Eukaryota, Fungi, Basidiomycota, Agaricomycetes, Corticiales, Punctulariaceae.
AUGGGCUCCAAGUCCGCCCCCCUAUCUGCGGCCAUCACGGACGUUCCAGGAGCGGGAACAUCGGGCUCACGUUCUGAGCUGGUGGUACCUGUACCAGAACCGUUGAUCAUGCAGAUUAUCGUUCGGAGGGAUCUGCUCGAUAAGGAGGGAUGGGGGCUCGGGCCUUUGAUGGCGCAAACAGCUCAUGCUACUGCUGCUGUUCUGCACGAGACGCGGGAGAACCCUAACACGCAGGCGUAUCUAGCUGACCUGAAGGGCAUGCGCAAGAUAGUUAUGCAAACAUCCUCGGUUGCGUCGUUGACCAAACUCUCGAACGCGCUCUCGGCAGCGACACCGCCUGUACCUCAUCAUCUCUGGAUCGAACAGCCUGAGAACGAGCCCACUUGCGUCGCUAUUGCUCCUAACCGAAAGGAACCCGCGGUAAAGAAGGCGCUCAGCAAGGCCAGCUGUCGUGUCUGGCAGAGUUGAUCAUCGCCAUGCAAUCACACCAGCCACUAUGUACUCUAUAUAGGAGACGCGUACACUCGCGUACAACACAGAUCAAAAGAAUUCGUAAUUGAUAUCUACCGCGAGCUCGUCGG